CUUCCUUUAACUUCCGUCGCGUCUCGCGGGCCGCAGGACUUGAUCCGAAGAGCUCCGACAGUCCCAGAGGAGACCUGCUGGAUCUCAGAGACCAGGACCGAGAGCGGGAUGGAGGAGGACAACCAGGACCCGGAGCCCCGGAGCAACAACGUCCCCGGAGGACAAACAGCAGGCUCGAGCUCUGAUAGCACCGAUGUUCAGAGAGGGAGAGAUGGGCUCAAACGUCAUCAAUGUCAGCACUGUGACAAAUCCUUCAAAACAUCUGCAAAUUUAAAGGUUCAUCAGAGAGUUCACACUGGAGACAUGUACAGCUGUGACCAGUGUGGGAAAGCUUUCACUACAUCAGAUCGGCUAAAGGUGCACAAUCGUGUUCACACUGGAGAGAAACCUUACAGCUGUGACCAGUGUGGGAAAGCUUUCACUACAUCAAAUCGGCUAAAGGAGCACAAACGUGUUCACACUGGAGAGAAACCUUACAGCUGUCAGCACUGUGACAAAUCUUUCAAAACAUCUGCAAAUUUAAAGGUUCAUCAGAGAGUUCACACUGGAGACAUGUACAGCUGUGACCAGUGUGGGAAAUCCUUCACUGCAUCAGGUCAGCUAAAGGUGCACCAACGUGUUCACACGGGAGACAAACCGCACAGCUGUGACCAGUGUGGGAAAGCUUUCACUUUAUCAGGUAACCUAAAAAAACACAAACUUCUUCACACGGGAGAGAAACCAUACAGCUGUGACCAGUGUGGGAAAGCUUUCACUACAUCAGAUCAGCUAAAGGAGCACCAACGAGUUCACACUGGAGAGAAACCUUACAGCUGUGACCAGUGUGGGAAAACCUUCACUACAAAAAGUGCCCUGGCUAAGCACAGAUUCUUUCACACUGGAGAGAAACCGUAUAGCUGUGACCAGUGUGGGAAAGCUUUCGCUAAAUCAUGUCAGUUAAAGGUGCACCAACGUGUUCACACUGGAGUGAAGCCAUACUGGUGUGACCAGUGUGGGAAAGCUUUCUCUGACUCAAGUUACCUAAAGGUGCACCAACGUGUUCACUCUGGAGAGAAGCCGUACGCCUGUGACCAGUGUGGGAAAGCUUUUACUCGAUCACAUGACCUAAAAAUCCACCAACGUGCUCACACUGGAGAGAAACCUUACAGCUGUGACCAGUGUGGGAAAGCCUUCACUACAAAACGUGCCCUGGCUAAGCACAGAUUCGUUCACACUGGAGAGAAACCAUGCAGCUGUGACCAGUGUGGGAAAGCCUUCACUACAAAACGUGCCCUGGCUAAGCACAGAUUCAUUCACACUGGAGAAAAACCUUACAGCUGUGAACAGUGUGGGAAAGCUUUCAUUACAUCAGAUCGGCUAAAGGUGCACCAACGAGUUCACACAGGAGAGAAGCCAUACAGCUGUGACCAGUGUGGGAAAGCUUUCAUUGCAUCAGAUCGGCUAAAGGUGCACCAACGAGUUCACACAGGAGAGAAGCCGUACAGCUGUGACCAGUGUGGGAAAGCUUUUUCUUCAUCAAGUUAUUUGAAGUCGCAUCAACGCGUUCACACAGGAGAGAAGCCGUACAGCUGUGACCAGUGUGGGAAAGCUUUUGCUUCAUCAAGUUACUUAAAGUUGCAUCAACGCUUUCACACACGAGAGAAGCCGUACAGCUGUGACCAGUGUGGGAAAUCUUUUGCUUCAGUAGGUUAUCUAAAUGUCCACAGACGGUUUCACACUGGACAGAAACCAUACUGGUGUGAAAAGUGUGGGAAAACUUUUACUACAUCAGGUGGUCUAAAGUAUCAUGAACGCGCUCACACAGGAGAGAAGCCGUACGGCUGUGACCAGUGUGGGAAAGCGUUUGCUUCAGUAGGUUAUCUAAAUAUCCACAGACGCAUUCACACUGGACAGAAACCAUACUGGUGUGGAAAGUGUGGGAAAACUUAUCCUACAUCAGGUUAUCUGAAGUUGCAUCAACGCAUUCACACAGGAGAGAAGCCGUACAGAUGUGACCAAUGUGGGAAAGCUUUCACUGCAUUAGAGAGGCUAAAGUUGCAUCAACGCAUUCACACAGGAGAGAAGCCGUACAGCUGUGACCAGUGUGGGAAAGCUUUUGCUUCAGUAGGUAAUCUAAAUGUCCACAGACGCUUUCACACUGGGCAGAAACCAUACUGGUGUGAAAAGUGUGGGAAAACUUUUACUACAUCAGGUUGUCUAAAGGUGCAUCAACGCGUUCACACUAGAGGUCUGCAAGCCCGUCGGGUUCUGACGCGCCGCUUCAGCACCUCUAAAGUACGCUCCGUCACAGCGCCCUUACACAAAUAAAAUCCGAGACUUCAUCUAGCCUGAUAGGGUAAGUCUAAUGGAUAUCCUUAUUUACUAUUAGGUUUGGUAGCUAAUAAUGGUUUCUGAUCACCCUUUAAAACGAUGUGCAGGUAUGCCAUGCAUUUAAAUAGGCCUAAUUAAUUAUUUGGUAGUAACUUAAUAAAUAGACGGAUGGCAAAUUUCAGGCGCUCCUGCACCUAAUAAUUUACAAAUUAGUAUUAUUAAGCAUGGUUGCAUUGAAUAUAUUCCAAAUAGCCUAAGCAAUAGGAACAUAGGCUACUUGUGCGUUACUAUACACGUGACGUUGAACAUGCAGAGCAGUGAGAAAUUGGAGUGUGUGUAGGCCAAUGUGUGUGUAUAUCCAAAAUAAGUGCGCCAGAGGCAGCUGAAGUUGAUGUCGGGCUCGGGUUGUGCUGAAUAAUUGCAGAUGUUAUCGGGUCGGGCUGGGCUUUCACACCAGGGGCCAGGUUAGUGCCGGAUUUUUGGGGCCAUGCAAGGUUCUAGUUCACACAGGAGAGAAGCCGCACAGCUGUGACGAAAGUGAUUCAGUGCAAGAGGCUGCAAAGGCUCAAAAAUUCUGUAAACAGGAACGGGACAGCCCUUUGCCACAUAAUCACGUUACCUUGAUGACGCUGAAACAUGUUGCACACUUUUUAUUUCGUGUGUUUGCCUGAUUUUUAGGUUUUGCAGUUCUUGUCCUACAGAGUAGAGGAGAGGUAAAUGUCAAUCAACCUUUGUCAAUAAUCGAUUGCUUUCCUCUGACUUCAUGUGUUCUAUGUAGGCUACAGCGUUGGUGUUGAUGCUUGUUUGUUCACCAUAUUUCUUUUCUUAUUAUGCGGAUUUGACGUGAUUUUUUUGCUUCCAGGCUUCCCCUGGUAACCCCUGUGUUUUGCGUCAUACCGCUAUAAACUGGGCAGUUCCCUCACGCAGAGUCUGCAGAAAUGCGGACUUACGAAAAGGGCUCAAAAAGGGUUUAAGAAAGGCUGAAAAUGUCAGCGAGAGCCCUCGCGCACUUGACGAUUUGACAGCGGGACAGCCUUAAGCCCUCGUGGACUUCCCGGGAAUGCGCCUCAAACUCUGAGGGUGAACAUUGCGAUUGGUCCUAGGAGUGUGACGAGACACUUGGGUCACAUGAGAAGACACAAGAUCGGGUUCACUAGAACGAGACAUGAUUUUAAGACUAUUUUAAAAGAAAUCAAACUGAAUUAUAUGAACAGUUUGAGCAUUAAACAUUUAAUUUCCUGUGUUCUGGUUAAAAUGACAUUUAAUUCAGUCAUUUGAGUCAUUUAAUAAUAAUAAUUGAGUGGAAUCCAUGCGACCCUGAACUUUAGACUCCCAGUACCGCCACUGGCCACACAGUCCCACAGGAUGAUGGAACCUCCACCAAUUUUUACUGUGGGUAGCAAGUGUUUGUCUUGCUCGCACUGUAUUCUGUUGCCGCCAUGCAUAACGCCUCUUGUUAUGACCAAAUAACUUAAUCCGUGUCAUUCAUAAGUCUACAGCACCUUCUUCCAAAAUGAAGCUGGCUUGUUCAAAUGUGCGUUUGCAUACCUCAAGCGACUCUGUAGGCCUUAACAAGAACUGUGCCUGUGGUCUUCCAUUUUCUCACUACGGACACUGACAGCUCCGCGAUGGCUUUUUGUAGCCUUCCCCUAAACCAUAAUGUUGAACAAUCUUAGUUUUCAGGUCAUUUGAGAGUUGUUUUGGGGCUCCCAUGUUGCCACGCUUCAGAGGAGAGUCAAAGAGAACAACAACUUGUAAUUGGCCACCAUAAAUAUGUUUUCUCAUGAUUGGAUGCACCUAUGAAGUUCAAGGCUUGAUGAGCUCACCAAACCAAAUGUGUGUUCCAAUUAAUCAGUGCUAGGUAGUUACAGGUUUUCAAAUCAAUACAAUGACAAAGAUGCUCAAAUUUAUGCAUCUGUUGAAUCUUGUGGCAACUUUGAUUUUGACAAAACUGCUUAAAUUAAAUAUGUUUUGAUUCCCUAGCUUGCUCACUACUCAAGAAUGUCUCUGUUAUACAAAAACAGCUGAAGCUAAUUUAUUUUGUUUACUAAUGAGUGUCUACUUAAACGGUAAGAUGAGAGCAUUCAUUGAUGAACUGACAGUUUUUCUUUAUAAACUCAUUGUGACCAUGGGACGGCCAAAGGGGGAGCUGUAAUGGAAACAAAUAUAUUUUACCUGCAGUGUUUCCCACACGUUCAUUUAUUUGUGGCGGCCCGCCACAAUAUCAAAUUUUUUUUUAAGCCUAUUUAAAAUCGUAUUUGAUUGCAGAGAGCCGUAGCGCGUUAGUUCAGCACUUUCUCUCACCCGUCCCUCUCCCUCAUGGAACCUCUCUCUCUCUUUCUCUCACUCACCCUUACCUCUCUCUCUCCCUCAUGGAGCACCAAUGCACAAGUCUGUCCAACACAACGCUAUCAAUGUCGGAGACCCAGCUUAAAAAAGUUGUUAGCCAGCAUGCAAGGAGCCUUGCUAAUUAGGAGAGCUAAGGUAGUGUUAGAAUGCAGCUGGAUUCUCGAGGCUAGCACGCUGUACGUAGCUGUUAGUCAAUAUCGACUCCCCUUCUGGGAGUUUCCACUGUGGUUCAAGGCUGAGAAAGGCUUUUCUGUUGGACUCCACAAUUAUUCUCUAGCAUUAAAUGUCUUCUCUGGUCCAGACACUCUAACAGCCCUCUGGUGUAUGUGCUCUGCCCCUCAGCUGAAUCACUCUGUUAUUCUUACUUUAAUAAAUAUCACAAAGACAA
Molecule: messenger RNA, 5047 nt
Organism: Micropterus dolomieu (smallmouth bass)
Lineage: Eukaryota; Metazoa; Chordata; Actinopteri; Centrarchiformes; Centrarchidae
Product: zinc finger protein 260-like
Exons: 2
Coding region: 109-2307 (732 amino acids)
Biological process (GO): negative regulation of transcription by RNA polymerase II
Molecular function (GO): DNA-binding transcription repressor activity, RNA polymerase II-specific
Source: RefSeq, a predicted model, not a curated record